Physella acuta is the source of this 1673-nucleotide messenger RNA. RefSeq names its product N(6)-adenine-specific methyltransferase METTL4. Gene Ontology annotation, molecular function: nucleic acid binding; methyltransferase activity. Gene Ontology annotation, biological process: methylation. The record is from RefSeq and is a predicted model, not a curated record. Gene Ontology annotation, cellular component: nucleus. NCBI's taxonomy places the organism in Eukaryota, Metazoa, Mollusca, Gastropoda, Physidae.
UUCAAAAUGGCUACGUUAGCGAUUUGUCGAGGAGCUGUUUUAAAUGAAUUAAUGUUACAAGAUAAUGAGGAGCAUCCGUUGAACAAUGUUACGAUGUCAUCCAGAAGCAAUGAAAAAGUAACGGAUAAGAAUGCUUAUCGUGUGAAAAAUAAUAAUUACAGGUGGAAAAAAGAAUUAUACGCAGUUGAAGCACCUUUCAUAAUGAAGAGCCAGGCAGAGAGGAUUACAAGAGAACAACUGAUUGUUGACAGUGACAAUAUGAAAGAAACUUCAGCACAAAAAAAGAGAAAAAAGAAAUCUUGUAAAGCAUCACAGUUGACGGAGAAAGAAUGUUUGAUAAAAAGUUUGAUAGAACAAACGCUGCCUUCCUUAUUGUUAAAAGCUAGAGAAUUAAAUUAUAUCAGGGAAAUUCCAGAUGUAAGCAAACGCUUUGGUAUAAAUGAGAUGGCUCGUACUGCUGCCAUGACAGAGGCUUGUGGGAACUUGUUUCAAACUCUGUGUCAAGAAUUUGAUGAGAGGGGGCGUGUCUGCCUUGAAGACGUUAUCCUUACGGAUGAAAGUAAAAAAGUUGACGCAUCAGAUAUUAUUGGAAAAUGUGUACAAAACCGACAAGACAAAACCUUGUUAGUUGACAUUGGUGCAGACAAUUUUAUCAUCCCUCCACAAUCUUCCUUCCUGACUUCAAGCUUUCAGCAUUUUGUUUCAGGAGGCUACAAGAAAAUUUUAGAUUGCUAUGAUCUUGUUGUUAUUGAUCCUCCUUGGAUAAACAAGUCUGUAAAAAGGAAAAAGAGCUACUUGAUGGUUGCUGAGGAAGAUUUGAAAGAUAUCCCGUUAGGUGAUCUAACCCAGCACGGCAGCCUUGUGUGUGUGUGGGUCACCAACAACCAGAGGCUGAUAGACUUUGUCAAAGAUGAACUUUUUACAGCCUGGUCUGUCGUUUGGCUGGCAGACUGGGUCUGGUUGAAGAUCACCAGUACUGGAGAGCCUGUCUACAACAUCAACUCAGCUCAUAAGAAACCUUACGAGCAGCUAAUCAUUGGUCAAGUUCAACAGUCAUUCACACAGUCCACACCUUCAGAAAAUCAAACAGCCAGAUAUGAUUUGACAGAAACUCAUAGCAUUGUGCCAGCGGAAACAACAUUUAAGUUGCUGCCUGAAGUUAUCCCUACAACCAAUGAGGGGGAAAACUUGACUUUAAUAGACUCUGCACAACCUGAUACAACUCGUUUAGAGAAUUCCACAAUAAUUGAAAAGGACAUAAAAAUUCCUCAGCAGUUUCUUCUAGUUAGCGUGCCUAGUUGUUUACACUCUAAAAAGCCACCUUUGUCUGCAGUAUUAAAGCCAUAUUUGCCAGCGAAGCCUAAAUGUCUGGAACUGUUUGCUAGAAAUUUAACACCACGCUGGUGCAGCUGGGGCAACGAGCCACUCAAACAUCAGCAUAUAGACUACUAUGAAUUCAUUUAAGCCAUAAACCAGUUAAAUAAACGUGGCUGUAUACUGGAGUAUUUGGAUAAAUCAAUGGAACUCAGGGACUUAUUCUAAGCUAACAAAUCUAAAAAUCAAUUAAAUUGUUCUUUUGUACAGUUCUAUUAUAAAAACUAUUUUCUUUGUACAGCAUCAAUAAGCAUUUCAAUGUUUUUGACAUGUGUAAUAAAUCCAGGUUAUAAAAAUUC